Messenger RNA from Aspergillus homomorphus CBS 101889, 2924 nucleotides. Its product is annotated as PLP-dependent transferase. The transcript has 5 exons. Gene Ontology annotation, biological process: biosynthetic process. Gene Ontology annotation, molecular function: pyridoxal phosphate binding; protein binding; transaminase activity. Lineage: Eukaryota; Fungi; Ascomycota; Eurotiomycetes; Eurotiales; Aspergillaceae. The record is from RefSeq and is a predicted model, not a curated record. The coding region runs from base 75 to 2924 and encodes 949 amino acids.
GUUAUCUUCUCCCUGCUGAAAAUAAGUCGAUAUAUGAGUAAUUGUGAAGAUAUUCGCCGGUGAUUCCCGCCAUCAUGGUUUACUCCACUCUCCAGAAGUCGCCUCCGCUCGACUUGUCGCAUCAUCUCUCUCUCGUGACCAAGCGACGAGAACCUAGUCUCGUGAAGAGCCUAUAUAAGUAUAUGCUUCGGCCCGACAUUGAGAAUUUGGCGGGUGGCUUGCCAAAUGCGUCAUACUUCCCCUACGACACCCUCGAGGCCACAGUGGUCCACCCGCAGCGGUUUCCGGUAAGUCCUAGCACGACCGGAGAUGACGUGCGUUCGACGGAGCGCAUGGUCGUGCCGCGAGAAACCCCGAAUACCAGUCUAGCCCGGAAGAUCGAUGUCGCCACGGCCUUGCAGUAUGGCACCGCGGAGGGCCUGCCGGCCCUGGCCACGUUUGUGCGCGAAUUCGCCCGGGAGCAUCUCCAUCCUAACGUCCCCUACGCGGGCGGGCCGGCGACCCUGCUCACGACGGGGGCGACCGAUGGCCUGUCCAAGGCCGUCGAAGCCUUCACCACCGCCUGGGACCCCCGGCGGGACUAUAUCAACCAGCGCGAGGGCGUGCUCUGCGAGGAGUUCGUCUUCAUGAACGCCAUUCAGACCUUCCAGCCCCGGGGCGUCAACGUCGCCACCGUUGCCGUCGACACGCAGGGCAUGCUCGCCCAUGGCAAAGGCGGGUUGGCGGAUGUUCUGGAGAACUGGGAUUUCAAGAAAGGACGUCGCCCGCACUUGAUGUAUACCAUCACAAUCGGCCAAAACCCAACAGGUGGGACUCUGUCCGUUGAGCGACGAAAGGAGAUCUAUUCGUUGUGUCAGCAGUAUGACAUCCUCAUCAUCGAGGAUGACCCAUACUGGAACCUCCAGUACCCGUCUGCAGCAGCCACGGAGGCCCAAUAUCGCGGCUCGCCGCUGGCGGUCCAUCCAAAGCCGCGCAACUACAACGCGCACGGCCGGUCAUCGGGGUACGCGUUUCUGGACUCGCUGAUCCCCUCGUAUCUUUCGCUAGACACGGACGGACGCGUCGUGCGGUUAGACACGUUCUCCAAGACGAUUGCGCCGGGGUGUCGGUUGGGGUGGAUCACCGCUCCGCCGGCGUUCAUCGAGCGGUUGACGCGUAUCACGGAGACGAGCACCCAGCAACCGUCUGGGUUCGUGCAGGCCAUGGUGGCCGAGUUAAUUCUGGGGCAGCAGGUUGACUCCCCCGACGGCGUGGCGGCCGGCAGUAAUAGUAAAAAUAGCAAGGGCGAGCAGCGCGCCUGGCAGAUGGAUGGCUGGGUGCGGUGGCUGGAGGGGCUGCGCGCGAGCUACGAGCAGCGCAUGCGCGACAUGUGCACCGUCCUGGAAGAAGGGAAGUAUCUGGUCGAUACGAGUUCCGGUUGUGCUCACUCGGAGGAUGAAGAGGCCACUUGGGAGGUGUUGGAUAAGGUGCAGAUGUUUGACUUCGCUUGGCCCACUGGGGGCAUGUUCGUUUGGCUUAAGGUCAGCAUCGAGACACAUCCCUUGCUGCAGACCUAUGGAGCCGAGAGGCUGAUCAAGGCGCUCUGGUUGCAUUUGAUGGAAGAGCCAUUCUUGUGUCUGGUGGGUCCCGGGUCAUUGUUCGCUCCCACCCCUGCGGCGGUCAUUCGGUCGCAGCAGUACUUCCGACUUUGCUUCGCAGCGAUGCCAGCAGACGAGAUCUCCGACAUUACUCGGAGGUUAGUAGAGGGGUUCCGGACUUUCUGGAAAAGGAAGAACUUGGAUGGAAUAAAGGAUGAAGAGACGAUGCUGCAGGGCCAUAGAUCAGAUCUCCCCUCACCAACCGUUGCAAUCAAAGCCGCAAUGUCAAUUUCCAACCCAGAUCUGGCCGACGAACUCGAAGCCAUAAACGCAAUCUACGACCCCGACACCAUCACAAUCUCCAGCACAGGAACCAGCACCAGCAGCACUACCACAACCCUCGACCUGGGCAACACCACCACUCCCGAAGAAGCAACAACAACAACAAGCACAACAACCCUCAAACUCCAAAUCCCAAACCACCCGCACCUCUCCUUCCUCCUCAGCUUCCCAGCAACCUACCCGGACACCCCGCCGCGCAUCCUAGGCACAGCCUCAACCGCCGCCCGUGGCGAAGGCAAGCUAGCCGUCGACGUGCUCGCCGACAUCCUCUCUCGGAGCUACACGCCAGGCUCCGUCUGCCUCUUCGACCUGAUCUCCGAAGCGGAGACGACCUUCACGGAACUAGGGGUGGGCGGGGAUACCGUCCACAACAAUCCCAACUCCAACUCCAACCCCAAUCCCAAUCCAUCUACAAACAGCAACAAUGGCACAGGCCCCACAGAAAUCGCACCAAACACCGCAGAUACGAGCGCCCUCCACCUCCACGAAACCUUCGGGCUAACCGCUCCACCGGAAUGGGUUCUCUCGGAUGUGAUCACGGAGAAGAAGUCCGUGUUCGUGGGGCGGGCGGCGCGGGUGACGAGCCUGGAGCAGGCGAAGGGGUUUCUGGAUUAUUUGUUGGCGGUGGAGAAGAAGGUCGCGGGCGCGACGCAUAAUAUUAGUGCGUGGAGGAUCAGGGAGAGGAAGGUUGCGCUGACGGGGAAUAAGGCGGCUACUGCUCUUGGUGCUGGUGCUGAUGCUGCGGGCGAUGUGUCGAUUGUGCAGGAUUGUGAUGAUGAUGGGGAGACGGCGGCUGGUGGGCGACUGUUGCAUCUGAUGCAGUUGAUGGAUGUGUGGGAUGUCGUCGUGGUCGUGACUAGGUGGUAUGGUGGGGUUUUGCUGGGCCCGGAUCGGUUUAGGAUCAUUAAUGCUGCGGGGAGGGAUGCGUUGGUUAAGGGGGGAUUUGUGAGGGAGUCUGGAGGCAGUGGGGAUGGGAAGGGGGGUAAGAAGAAGGGGAAGAAAUGA